GGGUUUUACUUUGAUGCAUGAGCAACGAACGGAAACGUUUCAACCAUAAACACGAAGUUAUAGCGCCACCAUUCCUCUAACUACUCCUACUACGUCUUCUUAUAUAUAGGUCGAGUCUGACAGAGAAACAAUUGAGAUGAUGACCACGGCUCCUCUCCAAGCUCUCUCCUCUGCCCUCGUCCUCUUGCUCCUCGCGCAGCACGCGCGCACGGCGAGGGCGAGCGCGCUAGAGGACACGUGCAGGCUCGUCGGCACCGGCGGGACGCAGGACUACGACUUCUGCGUGAAGACGCUGGGGGCGGACCCGGCGAGCGCGACGGCCGACGAGCUCGGCCUGGCCGUCAUCGCGUUGAGGAUGGCCAGGGCGACCGCCAAGGCCACCGGCGACCGCAUCGCCACGCUGCGGGCCGCCGAGACGUCGCCCCGGCGGCGGCUGGCCCUGGACGAGUGCGCCAAGGAUUACACCUGGACCGUGCGCCGGCUGGGGCGCGCCGCCAAGGACUUUGCCACGGGCGGGGACGAGGACAGGCUGACGGAGUCGGAGGCGACCACCUUGCUGGGGACGUUCGUGACACGCCGGCGCGCUGCGACAAGGCGUUCGUCCUCUAGGCCGGCGAGAGGUCGCCGCUGACCAACGCGGGCCGCGAGCUCGAUGACGUGAUGGUGCAGGCGUUUAAUAUCUUGUGGCAUAGCUUAAACAACACGGCAAAAUGAGCAAGUAGCACGAGGCCUGAUAUCUUGGGGCGUGCUGGCGUUUAAUAUCUUGUGCCAUUAUGAAGUUUAGGGCGCUUAUGCACAAACUACACAUUUCGCUCUGAGAGACCGGCUCAACCAAAUAUUCGGCCCAACAUUAAUCAUAAUAAAUAUAAUCAUUUAUACUAUUUUUUAGUACUUAUUACAUAUAUUUUUAUCAAAUAAAAAACAUUGUAAUAUAGUAUGGUAAAUUUACACUUUAUUUUAUAAUAAAAUUCAUUUUUAACACAUUACACCUUAAAACAUAUCUAAG
Molecule: messenger RNA, 1006 nt
Organism: Triticum aestivum (bread wheat)
Lineage: Eukaryota; Viridiplantae; Streptophyta; Magnoliopsida; Poales; Poaceae
Product: putative invertase inhibitor
Exons: 1
Coding region: 137-631 (164 amino acids)
Molecular function (GO): enzyme inhibitor activity
Source: RefSeq, a predicted model, not a curated record